Molecule: messenger RNA, 2054 nt
Organism: Durio zibethinus
Lineage: Eukaryota; Viridiplantae; Streptophyta; Magnoliopsida; Malvales; Malvaceae
Source: RefSeq, a predicted model, not a curated record
AAAUUGAAAGUCCCUCUUUUCAAUUCAGACCAAAAUUAUAAAAUCCCUCCUUUAUUCUUUUCCUUCAACACAUUUCAUAUUAAAUUUUUAUACAGCUUUAGAUCUGAGAGCAAAGAACUUUUUUUGGGUUUUUUGUUUGAAGUUCUUUUGGUGUAAAAUUUUGAUCUGAAUUCGAAAAAGGCUUUCAUUUUAAUUUUGGGUUUUCUUUUGUUGGGUUUUUUUUUUUUUUUAAUCUUUUGAUCUGCAAAAGAGAAAGCUUUUUCUUUUGAAGAAUUUGGGGUAAAUUUUUCUUUUUAAAAAAAAAUUGAAAUUUUGGGUGAAAUGGAGGUUUCGGUAAUUAGGAGUUCUUGUCAGGCAAAGAUCUGUAAAACGGAGUUAGGAUACAGAGAUUUGAGGUUUUGUUUUGGGAAAAAUCAUGAUAAAAAUAAAAUAUUUUCUCGAAAACCAAACAGUGUUUGUUAUGAGAGUCAAAUUACGAGGUUAAGAAAAGCUGGGCUCAGAUUUACGGUGAAAGCUGUCCACUGUGAACCCAUUCUUGAAUCUAAGUCUGCAACAAGAUUCAAAUCUCUUGAUCGUGUAAGAUUAUUUGUUGGCCUGCCAUUAGAUGCAGUUUCUGAGUGCAAUACGGUAAACCAUACCCGGGCGAUUGCAGCAGGACUAAAAGCUUUGAAGCUUUUGGGCGUGGAAGGUGUUGAAUUGCCUGUGUGGUGGGGAGUGGUUGAGAACCAGGCAAUGGGAAAGUAUGAGUGGUCAGGCUAUCUUACUGUUGCAGAGAUGGUUCAGAAAGCAGGUCUCAAGCUUCAUGUAUCACUCUGUUUCCAUGCAUCUAGACAACCUAAAAUCCCACUUCCCAAUUGGGUGCUGGAGAUUGGGAAAUCCCAAUCUAGGAUAUUCUUUACGGAUCGGUCAGGAAGGUGUUAUCAGGAAUGUCUAUCACUGGCUGUUGAUGAUCUUUCUGUUCUUAAUGGAAAGACUCCAAUUCAAGUUUACCAGGAUUUCUGUGAGAGCUUUAAGUCUGCAUUCUCACCUUUUAUUGGUCGUACAAUCACUGGAAUCUCAAUGGGUCUGGGACCAGAUGGUGAGCUUCGGUAUCCCUCUCACCACAAGCCUGCCAAAAGUGGCACGAUUACUGGAGUUGGGGAGUUUCAAUGUUAUGACAUAAACAUGCUUAACCUUCUUAAGCAGCAUGCUGAAGCAAAUGGAAACCCAUUAUGGGGACUAGGUGGUCCACAUGAUGCCCCCACUUAUAACGAGUCACCUAACUCUAAUAACUUCUUCACGGAUCACGGUGGAUCAUGGGAAAGUCCUUAUGGUGACUUCUUCCUUUCCUGGUACUCCAGCCAGCUCAUAUCUCAUGGAGAUCGUCUCCUGUCUCUUGCCUCUUCAAUUUUCAGGGAUACUGCAGUGAAUGUUUAUGGGAAAGUCCCACUGAUGCACUCGUGGUACAAAACCCGGGCACGCCCAUCUGAUCUCACAGCUGGCUUCUAUAACACUGCCUCAAGAGAUGGCUAUGAAGCAGUAGCAGAGAUAUUUGCAAGGAACUCAUGCAAAAUGAUCUUGCCUGGGAUGGACCUGUCAGAUGAGCACCAGCCGCAUGAAUCUCUCUCGAGCCCUGAAUCAUUACUUGUACAGAUUAGAACAGCUUGCAGAAAGCACGGGGUUGAUGUUGCAGGCCAGAACUUGGCUUAUGGAGCUCCUGGUGGUUUUGCGCAGAUCAAGAAAAACAUGUUGGGUGAGGAUGUGUUAGACUUGUUCACUUUUCAGAGGAUGGGAGCUCAUUUCUUCUCACCGGAGCAUUUUCCUUCAUUCACCGAGUUUGUCAGGAGCUUGAGUCAACCUGAGUUGCAUUUAGACGAUUUGCCCAUCAAAGAGGAAGAAGCCACCGCAUCUGUAAAUACGAGUUCAGAUCCCAACAUCCACAUGCAAGCAGCUUAGAGGGAAUUAAAAAGAGACAUAUUUAUGUGUGCAUAGUAUUCUUGGAGCGAAGCAGUGGAACAUUUCUUAACGCAUGCACCAAUUCUCUUUAAUUUUCCCUUUGGGAACAAGGAAUCCAA